This is a messenger RNA of Zea mays, 851 nucleotides long. RefSeq lists its product as uncharacterized. Lineage: Eukaryota; Viridiplantae; Streptophyta; Magnoliopsida; Poales; Poaceae. The transcript is spliced from 4 exons. Bases 100 to 639 code for a protein of 179 amino acids. The record is from RefSeq and is marked validated.
GCAUAUAUCGCCUGGCGGCAGUGCCUAUGCAUGUGCACGCACGGCAAACGUACUACUUGUCCGACAUCGAUCCAACCGUCAUAAAUCGAGCGGGACUCCAUGGGCCAAGGAGCUGCCAAGGCGAAGCAAGCGGCGGCGGCGGUUGAGGAGGCAGUGCAGAAAAGCCCCGAGAAGAAGAAUGACGGGAAGAAGGCGCUCAAAUCCAGCGACGCAGACGCGCUCAUUGAGUUCAUGAGGAAGAACUACGACAGCAAGGUGAAGGAUGUGAAGGAGUUCGAUGACUUCUACCACGCCAUUUACGAGCUCAUCGAGAAAUUUUGCGAGGAACGUGGGCAGCUGCAGUACAGGAUACCACCCAAGGACGAGCUCAAGGAAAAGUACGAGAGGUUCCACACGGGGAAGGGGCGGAACGUGACGGCGCAGGAGUUCGAGAGCAUCGCCAGGGCCAUCCUCAAGAUAGACAGCUUCACGUUCGGCAAGGCGGCCAUUGACAUCCUCGUCGUCCUCUUCGGCGUGCCCGUGUGCGCGCUCCUCACCAAGAGGAUCGUCCCGGGCCUCAACGCCAUAUCCGACGACAUCGUCAUCCCGGCAGCCACCUCCGGCGCCGUCGUCUACCUCGCCAAGUCCAACAAGCUCUAAAUAAUAAUAAUAAUGUAACCCCCACCAAAACAAAUUAAGUUGUGUAUAUUAUUACAUAUAUAUAUCGUCCACUUGCUUUCCAGAAAGUAAUUUCAUCUAUUUUACCGGAAUAAAUGCCAGUGAGCUGUGAGUCUGUGCCCUGCUUGGCUUGAUCGCGUCCAGAAUUGUAAAAACGACUUAAAAAGAGUUAAUUCGAUCAUGACAUAUUAUAA